GUGAGUCUGAGCUGCUUCUGAUUGCUGCUUCUUCGUCUGAUGUGAAUGCUAAGGCUAAGUGCCCUUUGAAGAGAAAAAAGAGAUUACACAACUUGUUCUUACCUCCCAAGCACCAAAACAAAGCUCCACAAUGUCAUAUGGAUCCAUUGAUGGUGGUUCCUUUGGCAGCAGAAAUCCAUUUGGUGGUCCUACAAGGCAGGGCUACCAGCCAGUAGCUACACAGGUUAGCGCUUCAGAAUUAGAAGAUGUGUUCCAAGAAACAUCUUCCAACAUCUUCCAAAUUAACACCAACGUGGUCACAUUAGAAAAGAGCCUUCAGUCACUGGGGACAUCAAGAGACACGGCAGAGUUACGCCAGAGCCUACACUCCAUUCAGCAACAAACCAAUAAAGUCAUUACAAGCACAAGCCAACUUAUCAAACAGCUAUCUGACAUCAUCAUCGGCUCCUCUCGGCAAGACCGGCUGCGUCUGACGAGACUGAAGACAGAGCUGUCAGAGUCUGUGCAGCGUUAUGGUGACCUGCAGAAGAAAAUUGCAGACCGUUCAAGGGCCUUGCUUCCUCUGGCACAAAAAGAGAGAAAACAGAGUCAACAGACACCAAUCACUGAGUUGUGUGAGGAUCCACUGGUUGGGCCUGCAGAGACAGUGGAAGAAGAUGAACAGCAAGCUUUUCUGUCUGAGAUCAGCGAGGAGGAUGUGGAGAUCCUGCGCCAAAGGGAAGAAGCUCUGCUCCAGAUAGAGAGAGAUAUGCUGGAUGUGAACCAGAUUAUGAAAGACUUGGCCAGCAUGGUGCAUGAACAAGGAGACACAAUAGACAGCAUUGAGGAAUACAUUCAGACAACCUCCUCACAUGUGGAAUCUGCUAACCAGGAGCUUGCUAAGGCCAGCCAUCACCAGAAGCAGCUGAGAAAAAGGAAAUGCUACUUACUAAUAGGUGGAGUAUUCGUUAUGGUUCUCCUGAUCCUCAUCAUUGCUUUGUCAACCAGAAACUAAAGGCAAACCCACAGAUCCUGUUGCUGCACUGCUGUGACCUUUCCUCAGCCUUCCACAGGCCAUCCUGUGUCUUUCUCUCUAAUCUUUUCUGUUUGUGCACUUGCUCUUUUAUCUGUGUUGUAUAAAUAAGAGAGAGAUUGGGGUGGAUUUUAUGUCAGGGGAAUCAAGAGUUUUUAAUUCCAACCAACAGAAACAACACCUGAUUCCACAUUCUUAAUCAGUUCCACAUUCUUAAUCAGUUCGGUCAAACAACUAUUAGGUCUGAAACCUGCUUGGCUGGCUGGAAUGAAAACCUGCAGCCACACUGGCCUUUUGUGGAUGAUUAGACACUCUUGUUUCCAGUGAUUGUAGGUUCUUUUAAUUAAUAUUCUUUUACUCAAACGAAAAAAGGAUCUACACUCGCUGGUUAAUUUAAUAGGAACACCUGUACACUUGCUAUUUUAACAGUUAUCCAAUCAGCUAAUCAUGUAGCAGCAGAAGAAUACAUAAAAUUAUACAGCUACAGCUCAAAAGCUUCAGUUAUUGUGUACAUUAAACAUCACAGUGGGGAAAUGGGAUCUCUAUGACAGGGCAUGGUUGUUGGUACCUGAUGGGCUGGUUUAAGGAUUUCAGAAAUUGUUGAUCUCCUGGGAAAUGCACACAUCACAGUCUAUAAACAAAAAAAGGAAAACAAAAACCAUUUUUUUUGUAGAGGGUUUUUCAAGCUACAAAACCUUGUUGAUUUCAGAGAGAACAGAGGAGAAUAAUCACUCUUUACAACCAUGGUGAGCAAAAAGGAAUCUCAUUAAGAAAAACACAUCAAACCUUGAAGGAAAUGAGCUACAACAGCAGAACACCACAUCAGGCUCCACUGAUGUCAGCCAAGAACAACAAUCUGAGGCUAUCAUGAGCACUGACUCUGAUGUCUGAAGUCUUUUGAGCAUGCUGAGAAGGUUUUCUGCUCCAGCUCAAACCGAUCUGGCCAUUCUCCUCUGACCAUGCUUUGGUUUAACAGAACUACCACUCAAUCAAUGUUUUUUAUUUUUUAAACAAUUAUGUACUGAACUCUAGAGAUUGUUGUGUAUGAAAAUCCCAAGAGCUCAGAAACUGCUUCUUGUACAAACAUCUACGAGACAAUCAAAGCCACACACUUUUUCUUCAUUCUGAUGUGAAGAUUACCUCAAGCUCUAGACCUGUAUCUGCAUGAUUUUUGCAUUGUGCUGCUGCCACAUGAUUGUCUGCAUGAAUGUGUAGAUGUGUAAUAAAGUAGACAUGAGCGUAUGCUCCAUUUAACUAUGGAAAAUAUGGGAGAUGUCCUUUAUACUACAUAUAUAUUAAAACAAAACCAACAUUAAAUACUUA
This is a messenger RNA of Tachysurus vachellii, 2335 nucleotides long. It is a transcript of the gene tsnare1, whose product is annotated as T-SNARE Domain Containing 1. The coding region runs from base 131 to 994 and encodes 287 amino acids. Gene Ontology annotation, cellular component: membrane; endomembrane system; SNARE complex. Gene Ontology annotation, molecular function: SNARE binding; SNAP receptor activity. The record is from RefSeq and is a predicted model, not a curated record. Lineage: Eukaryota; Metazoa; Chordata; Actinopteri; Siluriformes; Bagridae. Gene Ontology annotation, biological process: intracellular protein transport; vesicle fusion; vesicle-mediated transport. The transcript has 12 exons.